CAUGCAGUUGCACACUGCAAAUGAUGCUUAAUAGCGAACUGCAACUUUGCCAGGCGGAGUGCUAAUGUUGUCAUUAUAGGGAAUUAAUGCUCAGAAGCUGUUAUUGUUUUUAUUAUGGACGUUGCAGUGUGUGACUUUCGUUACGUGUACAGUUUCUGUGGUAGAAGCAGAGGUACUUGGCGCUGUUCAUUUUUGGCUGUACUCUUUCUACAUGAAUAUGUGUUUCUACAUAUGAUACACAUAAAGUAAUUAAGCACAAAUACGGUGUGCACGGUCUGAGUCACACUGCUGCACAAAGAACUGGAAUUAAGUGUUGUGUGUAUGUGACAAUUGUCUCUUCCAAAAGGUGAGUGGAUGCUUUGCCUCCUUGUGAAACAUCUGAUGAGCCACUUGUGAGGAGUCAGCUACUCCCCUUGCUGGCAGAGUGACAGUCCCAGCAGUAUAAAAGGGCCCUGAGGGGCAGACUGUGCUGGGUGUAGCUGAUACAGCAGCAGAACGAGGGCUUCUCCUAGGGACUGCAGCUGCAAAAGCUGUGCUAGGUUGUAGCUACCAACACUUAAGCUACGCAAAAUGCGUGAGAUCGUGCACCUUCAGAUUGGCCAGUGUGGAAACCAAAUUGGAGCUAAGUUCUGGGAGGUGAUAAGUGAUGAACAUGGAAUUGAUAUUGCUGGAAACUACCGUGGGAAUGCAUCGCUGCAGCUUGAGCGAAUUAACGUGUACUUCAACGAAGCUUAUUCCCAUAAAUAUGUGCCCCGUUCUAUCUUGGUGGACCUGGAGCCUGGUACAAUGGACAGUGUACGAUCUAGUAAAAUUGGCCCACUAUUUCGACCUGACAAUUUUAUACAUGGUAAUUCAGGUGCUGGGAACAACUGGGCUAAGGGCCAUUACACAGAAGGAGCUGAACUGAUUGAAAAUGUCAUGGAUGUGGUCAGGAACGAGUGUGAGAGCUGUGACUGCCUGCAGGGAUUCCAGCUCAUCCAUUCUCUUGGUGGUGGUACGGGCUCAGGUAUGGGCACGCUCCUCAUCAACAAAAUCAGAGAAGAAUAUCCCGACAGAAUUAUGAACACUUUCAGUGUUGUUCCUUCACCCAAAGUAUCUGACACAGUUGUAGAGCCCUAUAAUGCCAUCCUCUCCAUCCAUCAACUAAUAGAGAAUACAGAUGAAACCUUUUGCAUUGACAACGAAGCACUAUAUGAUAUAUGUUUUAGAACUUUAAAGCUCACCAAUCCCACCUAUGGUGACCUCAAUCACUUAGUGUCCCUAACAAUGAGCGGUGUUACAACCUCACUCCGUUUUCCUGGCCAGCUGAAUGCAGAUCUGAGGAAGCUGGCUGUUAACAUGGUGCCCUUUCCUCGCCUGCAUUUCUUUAUGCCAGGCUUUGCUCCUCUAACAGCACGAGGUAGCCAGCAGUACAGAGCCCUCUCAGUGCCAGAGCUUACUCAACAGAUGUUUGAUGCACGCAACAUGAUGGCAGCCUGCGACCCCCGUCGUGGGCGUUAUUUGACUGUGGCAUGCAUCUUCAGAGGCCGAAUGUCUACCAGAGAAGUGGAUGAACAGUUACUGUCUGUCCAGACCAAGAACAGCUCCUACUUUGUGGAGUGGAUCCCUAAUAAUGUCAAAGUGGCUGUGUGUGACAUACCACCGCGAGGACUGAAGAUGGCAGCUACCUUUAUUGGCAAUAACACGGCCAUUCAGGAGCUCUUCAUCAGGGUUUCUGAACAGUUUUCAGCUAUGUUCAGAAGAAAAGCGUUUCUCCAUUGGUACACUGGUGAAGGCAUGGAUGAGAUGGAGUUUUCUGAAGCAGAGGGUAACACCAAUGACCUUGUUUCUGAGUACCAGCAGUACCAAGAUGCCACUGCAGAUGUUGAGGAAUACGAAGAAGUGGAAGCUAGCCCAGAAAGGAAACAUAAAACAGUGGCAGUAUAAAACAUUCUCCAUCUAAGCCUUUUGUCAAUCACUAAGGAAAAGCACUAGCCACAAGCCGCAUACCAAAAUAACAUCAUCCUUAAGAUUAUUUUCCUCUCCAAAAUUACAAUACAGCUUUUGAAAUUAACAGUAGGUAUGCUCUACUUUCCUGUCUAUACUAAAUCACUCCCAGAUAUGAUCCACUAUGAAGACAGGUUCCCUCAUAACAGUCUUGCAAAUGUAUUCCCUUCUGGAAUAUUAUUGCUAACUAUACAAUAUACAGCCUGUGUGUGUGCAUUAGGAUCACAAGCAAUUGCAAAAGAUGUUAUAAACUUAUCAAAUUUACUUAUUUUGAGGUAACCACAGUCCAUGUUUUGCUUGUGAACUUGCUACUGUGUUGGGAAUACACACUUGUAGGGCCUACAAAGGCAGUAUGUCAUCAUGCACUCUAGAGAUAGAUCUAGAGCUGCUGACAAUUUCAGUUCCUUUAGCAGCAGAAUGCAGGGGAAAAACAAAAGAUUAAAUAUUCACCUUUUUUUUGUUUUUUUUUGGUUUAAGAGGAUAUAUUUUAAUAGUCCUGUCACGUUGCUGGUUUGCAUUAUUGCAGAGCUUGUACUCAUUUUGUGGUUUAUUUCAAUUUCAAACUAUAGCUUCAGUUAUACUAGCAUACCAAAUUGUAAACAGUUUAACAGUUUUGGCGUGGUGUUUUGGUUUUUAUUUCCCUUCUAUGUAUUAACUAUUGUAAAUUUUCUUCCUAUCACUCAGUACAGCAACAGAUGGGAUGGUUUGCAGCUAAAUAAGAGAAGUAAGUUCAAUGUCAAUCACUAAAUAAGAAAAAUACCUUGCGAAAGAAAAGUAUGCCUUUUACAGCCAUUUACUUAACACUGCAUUUAUAAUAUUCUUUGAAAUAAAAAUAUAUAGCAUUCUGUAAAAUACUUCAACACUUGAAAAAUUUAGUAGGCAAAAAUCAUUGUUCAUAAUGACUAACAUGCACUUAAAAAUUCUUACUUGGAAAAAAAA
Molecule: messenger RNA, 2925 nt
Organism: Meleagris gallopavo (turkey)
Lineage: Eukaryota; Metazoa; Chordata; Aves; Galliformes; Phasianidae
Gene: TUBB1
Product: tubulin beta 1 class VI
Biological process (GO): microtubule-based process
Cellular component (GO): microtubule
Molecular function (GO): structural constituent of cytoskeleton; GTP binding; GTPase activity
Source: RefSeq, a predicted model, not a curated record